This is a messenger RNA of Metschnikowia bicuspidata var. bicuspidata NRRL YB-4993, 171 nucleotides long. Its product is annotated as mitochondrial 54S ribosomal bL34m domain-containing protein. The transcript has a single exon. Bases 1 to 171 code for a protein of 56 amino acids. Gene Ontology annotation, cellular component: ribosome; mitochondrial large ribosomal subunit. The record is from RefSeq and is a predicted model, not a curated record. Gene Ontology annotation, molecular function: structural constituent of ribosome. Lineage: Eukaryota; Fungi; Ascomycota; Pichiomycetes; Serinales; Metschnikowiaceae. Gene Ontology annotation, biological process: translation.
AUGAUCUCUUCACUCAUACAAAAACGCUUCAAGUCCAGAGGUAACACCUACCAGCCCUCGACUUUGAAAAGAAAACGCACCUUUGGUUUCUUGGCCCGCUUGAAGUCCAGAAACGGCAGAAAGAUCUUAGCCAGAAGAAAGGCCAAAGGCAGAUGGUAUUUAACUCAUUGA